AUGGAUCCACUUGCAAAGUAUUUGGCACUUUCAUUACCCCAAUCUAUCAACGCUCGAGAAUGGUUAGAGCAAAGUUUGAAUGGGGGAAAAUCACCAUUAUAUAAGUUUGUAUUACCAGAUUUCCAAAUAGGGACAUUGGAUUCUUUGGUUCAACAAAGUGAUGAAUUAAGUAAGCUCGACUCACAAUUGAGCACAUCGGUUGCUAAAGUUGUUGAUAUUUUAAAUUCAGUUACCCAAUCGUCGUCAUCAAAAACUGUUAACGGAAAGCAAGUUUUGAAUUAUGUUGAAUCAUUUCAGUGGAAUACUUCCAAGUAUAGAUUAGAUAAGCCACUUACACAAUUGGUGAGCUUGAUUUCCAAUGAAGCCAUUACGUUGGACAAUGAUGUGAGAAGCUCUUAUCAGACAUACCAGAAUGCCAAGUCGAACUUUUUGGCUGCAGAUAGAAAGAAAAACGGGGAUUUAUCAAUAAAGUCUCUCCAUGAGAUUGUUCGACCAGAAUAUUUUGUGUUAGACUCGGAGCAUUUAAUUACUGUAUUAAUAGCGGUUCCUAAGAAUUUGAUUUCUGAUUUCGAAAAAUCAUACGAAACCUUAACCGAAUUUGUCAUACCAAGAUCUGCUAAAGUUAUAGCUACUGAUCAAGAAUAUUCCUUGUACACAGUCACCUUAUUCAAGAAGUAUCAACAGGACUUCAUCAACCAAGCGAGAGAACAUAAAUGGCAUCCACGUAAUGACUUUGUUUAUUCUGAAGAAACCUUAAACAACUUGAGAAAAGAAUUUGAUUUAAGUAAAGCAACGGAAUCCAAAUCUAAGAACGACUUGAUUCGUUUGGCCACCACAGCAUACUCAGACAUUUUUGCUGGUUGGGUUCAUAUUAAGGCUAUAAGAAUCUAUGUUGAAUCUGUUUUGAGAUAUGGUUUACCUCCACAAUUCGACUGUUACUUAAUUAAAUUUGACAAGCCAAAUUUUAAGAAUAUGAGCAAAUCUAAGAAAGAAUUGAUUUCGAAGUUCGGCUACUUAGGUGGUAAUGGAAUGAAUAAUAACGCAAACCUUCAAGAAUAUGCCUCGUUAGUGGAUACUGAAUAUGAGCCAUUUGUCUUGUACGAAAUGGAGAUAGUCUAG
Debaryomyces tyrocola is the source of this 1119-nucleotide messenger RNA. The record is from the annotation of a GenBank genome assembly. NCBI's taxonomy places the organism in Eukaryota, Fungi, Ascomycota, Pichiomycetes, Serinales, Debaryomycetaceae.